Aphanomyces invadans is the source of this 3016-nucleotide messenger RNA. RefSeq lists its product as hypothetical. Gene Ontology annotation, molecular function: lipid binding; metal ion binding. NCBI's taxonomy places the organism in Eukaryota, Oomycota, Saprolegniomycetes, Saprolegniales, Verrucalvaceae. The record is from RefSeq and is a predicted model, not a curated record. The transcript has 3 exons. The coding region runs from base 26 to 2935 and encodes 969 amino acids.
UUUUGGGCGGUGGCGCGGCGACCAGAUGAGCAAGUUUCCCGUGCCAGAGAAUUUCUUCUACUGCCCACCGCUGAAUGAAGAAGAUCGAGCAAAAUUCAUCGCGCAGGGAGAAAGCUCCCUCAUUGACCUCGUGCGCAGUUCCAAGUUGCAGGACGGUAUGAUCAAGUGGACGAUGGACUCGGACGAGAACGGGAUUCAAAUCUUCUUUGGAGAGGACCCGCAAGGGUCGUCCGAUAUCACACUUCUUGCGGGGGUGACAGAAGUGUAUGCAAAUUUCGACGAGAUCGCGGCGCUCUUUCGCCAAGAAACCAAGGAAGCGUACGCCGACUACACGAAGAAGUUUGCCAAGGAUUUGAUCGACUCGUCGCACUUGUACACGAUUUCCACGGCGACGCCGGAACGGCCGCGCCAUUACAUCGGCAUUCGGUGGAUUGUCCUUGGCAGUCCUUACCCUCUCGUGGCGAACCGCGACUGGUGCUACCUCGAGUGUCAAGACGACUUUGAAAUGAACGGAAGGCGAGGGUGGGGUCGGUCGAUGACGUCCAUCAACCUUCCGUGCUGUCCAGACUUCCAGGGUCACUUGGGCACAAUUCGAGCAACGUUUGUCCGGUCGGGUUUCAUCGUGUUCGAGUCCCAGCGACCGGGGUACCUCCAGGUGAUUCACAUGUUGCAAACCGAUUUCAAAGGCAACGUCCCCAAGUGGGUCGUCAAGAUUGGGAUGAAGAAGCGCGCGCGCACGAUCGGCGACUUUGACAAGUACUUGCGCGAGAAGCGACUGAGCGCGCAGCCGUUCUUGCGCGAGCACGAGUUGGUGCCCAAGGCGGCGCGGUCCAAGUGCUUUUUGUGUCAAGCCAAAUUUGGCGCGUUCUCGACCAAGGUUCGGUGUCGCAAGUGCGGUGAAGUCGUGUGCGGCAAGUGCAAUCGGUACUGGGAAGUCAAGACGACCAAGGGCCGCAAGAUGAUUCGAGUGUGCUCGGCGUGCUCGAUCUCGGGCGGAAACUUGCACGACCGGAGGGACGGGACUGCGAGCGCCGCGACUUCGCGACAGACGGCGUCGGAUGGCACGGACGAUCGAUCUGAAUCGAGCCAGCAUGAAUCCACGCAGCAUGACGAAACAAUCUCGCUGUCCGGCAGCCAAGGGCCCGACCCACACUACUAUCCGUCCCAUCAGGUGGACCGCCGGCAACCGCACCGAAGCGGUGGAUACCACGGCAACAAUGGACACAACCAAGGCCGGCCGAUGCCGUCGCCAUGGCACGUCCAACGCGGCAACAAAUAUCCUUCGCAACGCGGCAGCUUGCAGCGCGACGACCUCGAUGGAGACUAUACGUGCCACGAGCCACGGCCGUCCUCGCCACAGCCGCCGUUCCCAUCCAACAUCGCGCCCCUUCGUCUGCCCAAAGACGGCGACAAGUCGAACGGUUCGGGAAAUCAGCCGCUCUCCAACAACAACAACGAGCCGUCGAUGCAGCGAGUGGACUCGCAAGCGAGCUACGGCAGCGUCCCGCCGCCGCCCACCACAACCAACGCGCGCGACACGUACAUCAUGGAAGCAUCGGACGACGAUGCCCAGUUCGACUCGUUUGUGGAUGCACGUGGGCCGCCUCCCCACGUGUUGCAGCAGCGCAGCCAUGGCACGGAUGCCCGCCAGCAUGGCGAAAGAUCCGCCGCGCACUAUCCCCGCAACAGCCGUGGCGGCGACGAUGACGAUGACGACCACCAUUACUUUACGCGUGAAAGCGAGGACGAUAACGACGCGAUGAGCGCGUACUCGGAGUAUUCGCAUGCCGGCCCUCCCCACGUGGUAUACCCGCCGCGGAACCCGCCGCCGCCUCUGGCGCCGCAUCGAUCGCCAAAGCCCAGAGACAUUCAAGAAAUUGACCCGUAUGCAGCCAAACCGCUCCACGGUCCGAUGCCGCAGAUACGACGCGGUGGGCCGCCUCCUGGUCGACCCAGCGGUCCGUGGCCGCCUGCGCACAUGACCAACCCACCACGAUAUGGACAGAGCGGGUACCCGAUGCACCCACAUGCGGCAUGGCAAGCGCCACCCCUUCGUCGCGGCGGGUACGACGAGCCCGUAGGAACCCCGCGCGACAAUGGGACCACGUCGCAGCAGCGCGAAGGCUUUCUCGACGGAGUGAGUGCCGCCGCCGACGACUUGCCACCCCGCCGUGGUCGGUACCCUGCCCACGAGCCCGUUCCAAACGAGUACGGCGCACCGCCGCCUCCCCGUGGCGCCGACUCCCGACGAAACAAUUUCCCGUACGCGCGGGAUGUCUACGAUCCCCCACGGGCUCGAGGCUUUCGCGACUACCCCGUCGAUCUCCGCGACGCCGUCAUGGCCGAUCCUCGACCGUAUGAAAACGUCCCGAUGCACCAAAGGCGGGACUUUCCAUUUGGAAGGGACGGCCCAGUGGACGACGCCGCCGACGGGGAAUACCCCCGCGCAGGUCCGUUCGACCCUCGGUAUGCCCAGCGAGACCCACGUCAGUACCCGCGGGAGUAUGCUCGGGACCCGCGCGAGUACCCCCGGGACCUUCGCGAGUACGGUCGAGUGUUUCGAGAGUACCCCACCGACCCCAGUGGAUACAGUCGGGACCCGCGCGAUUACGCGCCAUCGCGAGAUGUCUACCCUGACCACGACCGUCGCUACAACCCGCGCCGAUACCAAGACUCGCCGCGGCAGGUCGAGCAGGUCGUCCCCCCCACCGUCCACGACCCGCCGCCGUCCGUGCACAAUUCGGCCGAUUCGGCCAAGGACGACUCGUCCAGCCUCAAGUCGGAAUCGAUUCAGGACGAAGUGCUGCGCGCGAUGAAGGCGCUCAACGGCGACGAAACCCCGGAUCCCCAGCAGUUGCUCGUGUUGUACAAGCAGCUCCAGCAACUGAAUUUGGACGGAUCGGCGGCGGCCACGGCGCCGUCGUCGGCAUCGUAACCCGUGGGUGUGUCGACGGUUUCCGUGCAUUUUUUUUGGGCAAUGGCGUUGUGACAAUACAAAUUCGAGUAUAUUUUUUUU